Molecule: messenger RNA, 1554 nt
Organism: Tricharina praecox
Lineage: Eukaryota; Fungi; Ascomycota; Pezizomycetes; Pezizales; Pyronemataceae
Exons: 1
Coding region: 271-1449 (392 amino acids)
Source: RefSeq, a predicted model, not a curated record
CGAUUCGCCCUCACUCAUUUUUCCUUUCGUCGCCGCAAAAACGUCAUACUUUCAAUUCAGCAUUCUCGCAUCGUCGUCGUAUCGCAUCGCAUUAUUCCCCUUUCGUCAGUCACAUCACCGGUUUCAGCCUCGCUUACCCUACACCGACAAACAUAAACAUCAACAACAUCAACAACAACAAUAACAACAAUAACAACAGCAACAGCAACAGCAGCAGCAGCAGUAGCAACAGCCCCCCCUUCGCACCCCACAGCCGACUGCGUGGCCGGUAUGGCCUUCGCGCCGUCGCUGCCGACACUGCCCAGCUACCCACGGCACAUAGCGCCGUCGCGGUCAGAAUCGCCAUACGGCGACAGCCACAUCUACAGCUAUGCGGCACCCACACACAAGAAGUCGCGGCAGGGCGCGUCGACCUACCGGCGAUCACAGCCUCGCUACUCGGCGCCACUAACCCCCGACGCAUCCGACACCGACGACGGGCUGAUGGCGCACAGCAUCUACAGCGACCGGGACUACCGCAGCUCACUGGUUGCGUCGAGCGGGGGGUUAGGGGGGUCGAGGAAGCGCGGGCGGGCAGACGUCGACUCGGCGUCAGAGCGGGGGGGCGACUGGCGGGAGCAGGAGCAGGAUUGCGACGAGCGCCGCGGCGCCGGCGGGAAACGGAGGAUCAUAGACGUGGUGGGCGGGACGCUCGGCGGCGUGUUGCGCGGCGCUUGGGAGAUGUUCCGGCCGCGCAUCCCAUUCUAUGGUAGUGCGCCGGCGCCGAAUCCGGUGCCUGCGCCGCCGGUGGUGGUAGAGGAGCGACGGUGGCUCGGCUCGUGGGAUCACGAGCGUGGGGCUGCGCAUUGGAUGGGGGAUGAUGAGGCUGACCGCGGGGAAACGGCGACGUUUGCGGGCGGGUGGGCGCACCAGCAGCACCAGCAGCACCAGCAGCAGUGGCCGGCAAGUCCUCCGUCCACGGCUGGGUCCGGGUACAGUGGGGCGAGCAUGGCGGGGAGCGUCGGGAACCAACAGUCGUACUUUGAGCGCGAGCGCGAGCACGAAUACACCACCACUGCCGCCGCAAGCAGCAGCUACAGCAGCAGCACAGCGCCACUAGAAACGGGCAUGAGCGCGCAGUGGAUCAUGGUGUCGCCAUCAACAUCAUCAACGCGCAGCACGCGCUCCGCCUCGAUCAGCUCACGGCGGCCGCGGCUAGUAGCGAGCAAGAAGCGCGGGCUCAAGCCGCCCACGCCGCGCUCGCCGGGCAGCAGCUCGACACAGUCCCCGGGAAAGCGGCAUCGCAAGAUGGGCUCGGGCGGAUCGCUCGGCGACGACGAGAUAGACGACGACAUGCGUCGGUUCAAUGAGCGCCUUAAGGCUAUGAUCCGCGAGGGCAAGGAGGCCCUCGGCGCGACUGUCGAGGUCGUCUAUGAUGAGGACGACGACAUAGGCAUGGACGGGUUCUAGGAGGAUCUGGAUGAUGCUACUGCUGCUACUGCUACUAUUGCUACAAUCUGUUGACCAGAUGGAAGGUGGAAGGGAGCGAGGGAGGGAGGGGGUAAUGGGCGGCUG